Molecule: messenger RNA, 1149 nt
Organism: Vicia villosa (hairy vetch)
Lineage: Eukaryota; Viridiplantae; Streptophyta; Magnoliopsida; Fabales; Fabaceae
Exons: 6
Coding region: 1-1149 (382 amino acids)
Biological process (GO): positive regulation of cytoplasmic translation
Cellular component (GO): cytoplasm
Molecular function (GO): single-stranded RNA binding; mRNA binding; translation regulator activity
Source: RefSeq, a predicted model, not a curated record
AUGGCAGGAAGAGGUGGAAGAAAUGAUGAUGCGAUCGCUGAGACUCUAGGUAUGAUUGUUGGCGUGCUGAGAGGAAAUGCCAAUGGUGCUGGGAUUGGUGCGAACAGGCAAUUGGCAGAAUUUCAGAGGAACUAUCCUCCAUUGUUCAAAGACACUCACAACCCUAAUGGUGUUCAGAAGUGGCUGAAGGAAAUUGAAAGAAUCUUUCAAGUGAUCGAUUGUGCAGAGAAUGUGAAUGUGAGAGCUGAAUUGGAUUCUUACAGUAUAGCAAUUACUUGGGCCAUAUUUAAGAGGGAAUUUCUGAGGAAGUACUUUCCUAAAGAUGUUCAGGGAAGGAAGGAAAUUGAGUUUUUGGAAUUGAAACAAGGUAGUAUGACGGUGCCGGAGUAUGCUUCCAAAUUUGUUGAGUUGGCUAAGUACUACGUGCACUACAAAAAUGAUGAAGCUGGUGAAUUCUCAAAAAUCUUUGAGGAGGAUAACCUUAGGAUGAAGUCAUCUUACUCUCGCGAGUUGGUUGACAAGAAGGGUAAGAAACCUGUGGAUCGAGGUAAGCCAUAUGGUAAAGGAAAUCCAAGAGCUGGUGAUGGGAAAAGGCCUAGUGGGGGAGAUUAUGGGGCUUUUGUUAGAUGCUAUAAUUGUGGCAAAGUCGGACAUCGUAGGAAUGAGUGUAAGGCUGAACAGAAAACGUGCUUCAAGUGUGGUAAAGUGGGUCAUGUUGCUGCUGACUGUAAGAUGAAGACUACGGUUAUUUUUCCUAAAGAGGCUAGUGUCGAGGACUUAGCGAUGACUGCGAGACAAGUGGGUGAGGCGGUUAAAGACGGGGCAGCCGUGUUUAUGUUAUUUGCAUCAAUGGAGAUGAAGGGAAAAUCAGUGAGUAGUGAAUUGCCAGUGGUGUGUGAUUUUCCGGAAGUUUUUUCAGAAGAUGUUAGAGAGUUGCCGCCUGAGAGAGAAGUGGAAUUCGCUAUCGAGUUGAUUCCUGGAACUAAUGAUAUUCUUAUAUAUUCCAAGAAUGAAGAAGAGCACGCAGAUCAUCUUAGAGUUGUGUUGGAAUUAUUGAAAGAGAAUAAGCUUUAUGCUAAGCUAUCAAAGUGUGAGUUCUGGUUAAGUGAAGUUACUACAGAAAAUUUAAAGAAGGAUUUUAGAAGUUAG